Messenger RNA from Phalaenopsis equestris, 1531 nucleotides. Its product is annotated as meiosis-specific protein PAIR2-like. The record is from RefSeq and is a predicted model, not a curated record. Lineage: Eukaryota; Viridiplantae; Streptophyta; Magnoliopsida; Asparagales; Orchidaceae.
AGAUUUCAAGUCUCGGUUGCCCUGCUCGAGGCGCACUAGGAUCGUAGACGCUUUCUUUCCGAACGCGCCAAAAUGGUUGUUGCUCAGCAAGUGAAGGAAGCUGAGAUCACGGAGCAGGAAUCCUUGCUGCUGACUAGAAAUCUACUUCGCAUCGCAAUCUUCAACAUCAGCUAUAUACGAAGGUUGUUUCCUGAGAAUUACUUCAAUGACAACUCGGUUCCAGCCUUAGAGAUGAAGAUUAAGAAGCUCAUGCCGUUGGACAGCGAAUCCAGGAGAAUGAUCGACUGGAUGGAGAAAGGUGUCUACGAUGCGUUACAGAAAAAGUACCUGAGGACGCUAUUAUUUUGUAUAUGCGAGGAUGUAGAAGGCCCUAUGAUAGAGGAAUAUUCUUUUUCUUUCAGUUAUGUGGAUUCCUGCAAAGAAGAGGUGUCCAUGAACAUAAGUCGCAAUGGAAACAAAAAAAAUGGGGCCACCUUCAGGACUACUAGCAUGGAUGUCACUCCUGAUCAGAUGAGGAGCUCGGCUUGCAAGAUGAUUCGGACUCUAGUUCAAUUGAUGAGGACUCUUGACCACAUGCCACCAGAGCGCACCAUUCUAAUGAAGCUUCUCUAUUAUGAUGAUAUUACGCCAAAAGACUACGAACCUCCCUUUUUUAGAAGCUGCGAUGAAAAUGAAGCCAAGAACAUAUGGACCAAAAAUCCUUUAUGAAUGGCAGUUGGAAACGUCAACAGCAGGCAUUUGGUAUUAGCUCUCAAGGUGAAGAGCAUCCUUGAUCCUUGUGAGGAUGACAAUGAGGACCAUCAUGAGGACGAGGUGAACUUGGGAGCUGAUUCUGAUCAAAAUCAUUACUCAUCUUCUGAUAGUGAGAUCCACCCUUCUCUUGCUGACAAGUACUAUGUGGCUCCUGCCGGUGAGAAAUUUACAGGUGAAGAUAAUGGAAUCAAUUCUGAUGCUGAUACUCAAGAUGCUGCACAUGAAGGUGAAUUGGUGAGUCAGGUGAAGGAAUGGAUUUAUUCUAGACAUAUCAGCACUUUUGAUCAUGCUGACAUUCUUUCCAAUUUUCCAGAUAUCUCAUUGGCCCUGACUGAAGUUAUUGUGGAGAAGUUGCUAAAAGAAGGACUUUUAUGUAAGACUGGCAAGGAUUGUUACACCAUCAAAAGAGAAAAGGAUAUGUUUUCAAAAAAUGAUGAAGUGAAAGAAGAAGAAGAAGUGGAAAUGCAUGACACCCAAGAAAGGAUGAAUACCAAUGUUGAUGAGGACUACAUGUACAUGAAAGCUCUAUAUCAUGCUCUUCCAAUGAAAUACGUGACGGUAGGGAAGCUUCAACAAAAGCUGACUGGAGAAGCCAACCAGAACGCAAUAAGGAAAUUAAUGGACAGAAUGGUUCAGGAAGGCUAUAUUAAGAACACAGGAAAGAAACGGCUUGGGAAGCUUGUGGUUCAAUCUGAAGCCAGAUUCAAGAAGCUUGCCGAGGUCAAAGAAUUACUAGACGGAAAACCGAUGGAAAUUGAAGUCAUCGACCGACCAUUCG